Molecule: messenger RNA, 2743 nt
Organism: Lobosporangium transversale
Lineage: Eukaryota; Fungi; Mortierellomycota; Mortierellomycetes; Mortierellales; Mortierellaceae
Product: WD40-repeat-containing domain protein
Exons: 8
Coding region: 72-2396 (774 amino acids)
Molecular function (GO): protein binding
Source: RefSeq, a predicted model, not a curated record
AUUAAAAAAAAAAGUGUAAGAAAUCCUUGUCCAUUUUGUUACACUUUCAGCUUCAUUACAGAAUCAACAUUAUGUCGAAUCCUGACAACUUUCCGGAGGCUCAUGUACAAUACAUAAGUGCAAGUGGCAGCAACAGUACCCUAAAUAAUAGUGCAAGCUCACCGCAGCAAAGUUCUCUUAAUGACCAUGAACAAGAGGCAUUCAGCCAAAAUUAUGAAGAAAUGGAGGAUCUCAAUGAGGAGAUUGAAGAGGAGGAGGACCUAGAUGAACAGGAUUACUAUGACCCACAGGAUGACCUUGCGUAUUUUCAUGAUGAAAAGAUGCGUAUCGAGGAGUCAUGGCUCGAAUGGGAGCGUCAAGCCUCUGUCAAUAACCGACAGAGCAGUGGGUUCAUGAAUUCCUAUAUAUUUCAAAAGCCGGGUUCCCGAAAACGAAGAGAACGUCGACAGAAAGCUGCAAUGGUUCAAACAAACAAUGCCAGCAGCAGACCUGAUUCUACAUUUUCUGCAACUGGAUCAGGAUCAGGAUCAGGAGCUGAUGCAGCAAUAGAGAGAUUAAGAAGACCAGGCUCAUAUCGUCCUGCAUUAGCUUCGUCAAUCGUUCAUUCCUAUUCAAACUUGACAUGGGAGGCUAGACAGGCAGCUCGAGAAAAGCGACUGGCAGAAAAGGCGGCAGCAGCAAAUGGCUCAGGAGAAAACCUGAUCUGCACUCUACCAAUCGAAAUACUUAGUCAUGUUGUUUCGCAUUUGGAGCCAAGUGAUUUGCUCAAUGUAUCUUUAGUCUGUCGAUUGCUCUAUCAUGUUGUUAAUGCAGAUUCAUGCUGGAAAGCGGCAUUUAUGAAGUUCUUUGGCGCAUCCAUUCCAUUUAAGCGUCUAGACCCUAAGAGUUGGCGUGGAGAAUACAUCAAGCGCACAAGGCUCUUGAGACGGUGGGAGAAAGGACGCGGAGCAAAUAUUUGGAUUAAUCCAAAGAUCGGCCAAGUUUCUUCCCUAUGGUCCGAAGUCAACAGUCGUUCGAACACGGACUGGUUUCUUGCUGGCAGCGUAAAUGAAGGUGUUGUGGCUAGAUGCAGCCCUUCGUUGGGGAAGGUACAGAAGGAUGCCGUAUUUCGUAUGGCCCACCAUCUCCACGCCAUUGUCUCGGCCAUGACUAUGGAUCGUCAUCGAGUGCUAUGGGGACUCUCUACUGGACAGGUCUCUUUGACCACUUUAUCAUAUGCGGCAGCAGGGCAAACGUUUCAAACAUUCGCAGGCUUUCAUACAGGAAAAGUUAGCUGUACUAAACUGAUUCCCAACUCUUUUGGAUUUGUUCUUACUGGAGGAAUUGAUGGUAUUGUCAAGCUCUGGGAUGUAUCCAAAGCACGAUGUGUCCGAGAGUUUAGUACAGGAUUUAAUCUGGCAGAAAAUGAGAGGAAAACGAUUGAUCACAUUUGUUGUGAGCCAAGUUCACGUAUCAUUGCAGGAACAUCUGGAGGCGAAAUUUUCGUUUGGGAAGUUGACAUUCAUGCAAUUGUAACGCAAGUGUCCGCGUCCGCUUCAGGGGCUACUUCUCCAGCACAGUCUGCUACCUCAAAUACCGCCAACCAUAGUACGGUUACCACCAGUAAUCCAGUUAUAUCAGCUACGUUACCCAAGGUGAUAAAACUUCCAGAGCAAUUUAAAGGUGUGAGAUAUCUCGAGGUUGAUUUUGGGAUGAAUCAUGGAGGGUUGAUUUUAGCUCAAGCUAUGGACUCGAAGGUUAUGCACCUCUAUGACCUCGAAACACUCGCCCACUUGGCAAUAUUGAAAAGCCCGGCACACUUUACUGCCAUCAGUGCGAUCUACUGGGACAUUACAAAGGAAGAGAGGCCUAUGAUUACGUCUCUGGCUCGCAUACACGGACGGAAUGAAAUACCCAGCCUUUUGGUUUCUGGAGACCAAGCUGGCAAUAUUUGUUUAUGGUACUUGAGUGAUGUUUUGAAGCGCUGGAAAUUUCAUGAAAAGCGGCUGGAUCUCCACCUGAGUCAGGGGCAACAUGGACCAUUAACCUGGGAGCCAACCUGCGUGUUGAAAGGUCAUCAAUCAAAAGUGACCAGUCUUUUUGUAGACGGACUAGUUAUUGUCUCUGGAGGACUGGACGGGUGGGCAAAGGCAUGGAACCCCGUGAAUGGGCAAUUGAUCGCAGUCCUCAAUACCGGGUAUGUUGCUGGACAUGAUCCCAACGAUAUGGCAACCACUGGAGUCAAAUGUAUUGCUGUCAAUGGUCUUCAAUGUCGUGGAAUAAUGUCUGUUGGCCGCUUGAUCAAGAGCUGGGACUUUUCGCCAGAAGCAACCCAGAUCAAAGUAUCUAAUCUCAUGGAUAGACAAAUACCAGAAGAGCCUGGCAAAGAGGCCAAUUCACUACAGCGCAGGGCCUAAAAAUAAGAUUCAUAAUGAUAUCCGCCAUAGCCUCGAAGAAACAGUUUCGUUAAAGCGGCUAGAAGCUCAAGCUAAGGAACGUCGCGAGCAGCUUCAUAAGCGGUAUAACAAUUUGGAGGGGUUAAAUAUGGUCGAUAUGACAGACGAAGAAGUUGUCGAGUAUGUGAUGUUGCUCUCCAAGGAUGAGGACGAUCAGGAAGCUGCCCAGUUAGCGUUUGAGAUGCAGCAGAUACAAGAGAUAGAGAGGCAGCUUGAGCAAGAGAAUCAAGCCCAAAUGGGCUUGGCUAAGGGCGGUGAGGGUUCGUCAUCAUCGACUUUUUCUUCAGACAAUGCAUGGGCGCCAGAUG